AUGUUUGGCAGAACUGUUUACACAGGUUACUUGUAUCAGAUUAGUACACAAAAGAAGAAAAUAGAUGUUAUUGCUCCAAAACGCUUUGUACAAAGAGUGAAGAAAGAACAUGAACUUUUCUGUGGUUACAUGCAUCAGGAUGCACAUGAAUUUUUGAACUUUUUGUUAAACAAACUAUUUGAUAUACUAGAGAAAGAAACAAAAGGUACAAAAGAACAUUCAUCACCUCCUGAAAAGAUUCCCAAUGGCAUACAUGUCCCUUUGGCCAAUGGUGUAAGAAAGGAGACCUUGGUUACAUGGGUUCACAAAAACUUUCAGGGUAUACUCACAAACGAAACAAAGUGUUUAAGAUGUGAGACUGUAACUGCAAGAGAUGAGACACUCUUAGAUCUGAGCCUUGAUAUUGAGCAAAACAAUUCCAUUACAAGUUGCCUAAAGAACUUCAGUUCCACCGAGACUUUAAAUGCUGAGGAUAAGUUUUUCUGUGAUAAGUGCUGCAGUUUACAGGAAGCACAGAAGAGGAUGAAGAUCAAGAAACAGCCGCAUAUUUUAGUGAUACAUGUCGCAAAUAUGCCAAAUCUAAAAGGGUUCUUUUCCAUUAUAAUGGUCAUGGUGUACCUAAACCAACUACCAAUGAGUUAUACACGGUAUAUUCCAUUGCCUAUCAGCAACCUUGACUCAUGGCUCAAGACUCCGUCCAUAUAUGUUUUUGAUUGUUCUGCUGCAGGGAUGAUUGCCAAUGCCUUCAUAGAGGAUUGGACUCCCUCAAGUUCUUAUUUAGGAACUUCACCAAGAGACUGUAUUCUACUUGCAGCAUGUGAAGCACAUGAAAAAGUCAUGAACAGAAUACCUGGGAGACAAACUGAUCGUAAGAAACUUCUUGGUGAGUUGAACUGGAGAUCAUCUGCCUUUAUUGAUUAUUCACUUGAUUGUUCUCCUGUAUCUUAUCCAAUGUUACCUCCAAAUCAUCAACAGCAUAUGUGGGAUGCAUGGGAUAUGGCUGCUGAAAUUGCCUUUCACUUGAUUGUUCUCCUGUAUUUUAUUUUGGUUAUGGUUUGA
This is a messenger RNA of Lactuca saligna, 1059 nucleotides long. NCBI's taxonomy places the organism in Eukaryota, Viridiplantae, Streptophyta, Magnoliopsida, Asterales, Asteraceae. The record is from the annotation of a GenBank genome assembly.